Messenger RNA from Lontra canadensis (Northern American river otter), 1760 nucleotides. It is a transcript of the gene PPP1R14D, whose product is annotated as protein phosphatase 1 regulatory inhibitor subunit 14D. The coding region runs from base 1056 to 1520 and encodes 154 amino acids. The record is from RefSeq and is a predicted model, not a curated record. Gene Ontology annotation, biological process: regulation of phosphorylation. Gene Ontology annotation, cellular component: cytoplasm. Lineage: Eukaryota; Metazoa; Chordata; Mammalia; Carnivora; Mustelidae. The transcript is spliced from 6 exons. Gene Ontology annotation, molecular function: protein serine/threonine phosphatase inhibitor activity.
UCCCAAUCAGGCCUGAGGCGCUGGUGAAGGGACUGGGGGAGGAGAAACCGGGGAAAGCCCGAUGCAGACGAUCUGGCGGGCGUCGUCAGCCCUCGGGAAAUCAUUUCCAUCUCGUGGCAGGAAGAGAUCCCCCGAAGCUGUGGGGUUGCACCUUAGAUAACUGGAAUCCGGGAUGCCUGUUCAGCGUCACCGCCCUAGCCAGCUCCGGGAAGCCCUCCUUUCUGCCAGAGUGAGCAACUGAGGCAAUUCCCUCUUCCACGCUUCCCUGUGGGACCUGCCGUGGCUCCAUUGCGUUUGAGGCCCUUCCAUACCGUGUAUCAAGGCUUACGUUCAGGUCUCCUUCGGAGCUGAGUCCCUGUUAGCUCACUGGUCUGCUGCCUCGUCCCCUGGAGCACAGGUUCCCUCUUCUCUCCCACGAAGAAGCUGUUCCUGGUCAAGAGCUGGCCAUUCUCUUCCAGCAGAAUGCCAUCCUUGAAAGCUAGAGAUUCCAGCUCACCAAAGUAGUUUAGAUAAUGACCUUCACAGAACCGUGUGCUCCUUGAAGCCGAGAGUGAAGAACUCCUCUUAAAGACUAUUCCUGCAGAGCAAGACGGGUCCUAUUAAUGCUCUCCCAAAAAAGAGAUUCCACACCUUUUCACAAUGACUUAACAAACCCCACCCCGUGGAACAUUCUUCCUAAUUUCUCAUGUAGAGCAGCUUUACCUACUAAGUCCUGUAGCCAACCUGUUAUUCAUUUUACUGGCUGAACUGCAACAUCCCCCAGCUGCCUACCUUCUGGGUGUUGGGGUGGGAAUCUGUGGUCUGUCCCCCUUCUUUGGAUUUUCUGCUUUUCUCCCACUGCCCCCAGCACAGUGGACAUAGGGCAAGGAUGUUAUGCUGGGAGUGAAGCAAAUGACUGUGCAGUUACUGGGAAGAAAGGAUUUUGUUGAGUGCAGCCAUCUCCCAGCUCCCCGCCCCUGCUGAGUAGCUGUGUGAAGCCAUCUUCCAUCCUCAUCUCCAGUUGAGCUGGCUGGCAGAGACCGACUGCACCUGCCAAGCCCCGCCCAAGAUGCAGAAUGGUCCUGGCUCACGCCAGUCCUUCCAUGCUGUCCUCAAGCCCUGCUUCCUGCACAUCUCCCAACCCCGAUGGGGAGAACUCCAGUAAGAAGGUCCACUGGACUUCUGGGAGGAGGAGGACGUCAUCCACAGACUUAGAGUCAAAGUCCUACGCCGACCCCUCCAAAGUGUCCAGGUCCCGGAGACCCAGCCGGCUGACGGUGAAGUAUGACCGGGGGCAGCUCCAGCGCUGGCUGGAGAUGGAGCAGUGGGUGGACGCGAAAGUUCAGGAGCUCUUCCAGGAUCAACCCACUCCUUCUGAGUCUGAGAUUGACCUGGAGGCUCUCUUGGAACUAUCCACAGAGGAACAGAAGACUCACUUGGAGGCUAUUCUCCGAAACUGCCCCCGCCCCACAGAGCCUUUUAUCUCUGAGCUGCUCAGUGAACUCAAGAAACUCCGGAGACUCAGUCGGCCUCAGAAAUAAGCCUUGUGAGACUACCUUCAGCAGCCUCAGCAUGCCAAGCUGUCCCUGAACCUUUGAAUCCUGGGCUGAAAGGACACAGGUGAUAGCCCCGUGGGACAGACAAGGAACGUGGAAGAUGAGGAGGGACUUUGGAUAUUCCUAGUGUAUGUGCAGUCAUAGCUGGGCUUUCUGGAAGCCGUUCAUGGCUGUUGCCUGGUACUUUCCUUGGCAGCCAAGUGGAUAAAGCUUUUGGGAGUCCCA